GCGGUAUAAGUAAGCGGCUCCCGAGGGGCCGCUCAGUGCCGGUGUCCCGGGACGGAAACAUGCCGCAGUGCGCCACGGGGCCGCUGCCGCGGGACGGCCCGCGGGGACAGGUCAGCGCCGCGGCGGCCGGAGCCUUCCCGAAGCGUGUGAAGGUGGUGGAGGUGGGGCCGCGGGACGGGCUGCAGAACGAGAAGAAUGUUGUACCGACACCGGUGAAAAUCAAUCUAAUCAAUAUGCUGUCAGAGACGGGGCUUCAGGUUAUAGAGGCCACCAGCUUUGUUUCCCCCAAAUGGGUUCCUCAGAUGGCGGACCAUACUGAAGUCAUGCAAGGAAUUAAUAAGUUACCUGGUAUUAGUUAUCCUGUGCUGACACCGAAUCUGAGAGGAUUUCAGGCAGCGGUGGCAGCAGGGGCCAAAGAAGUGUCGAUCUUCGGAGCUGCAUCUGAGCUCUUCACUAAGAAGAACAUCAACUGUUCCAUAGAGGAGAGUUUGGAGAGAUUCGAUGAAGUGAUGACGGCAGCGAGAGCAGCCAGCAUUCCUGUCCGGGGAUAUGUAUCCUGUGUCCUUGGGUGUCCCUAUGAAGGGAAGAUUUCUGCAGCUAAAGUUGCAGAGGUCUCAAAGAAGAUGUACUCGAUGGGAUGCUACGAGAUUUCCCUCGGCGACACCAUCGGCAUUGGGACUCCGGGGAGCAUGAAGGAGAUGCUGACGGCAGUCAUGAAAGAGGUGCCAGUUGGGGCUCUUGCUGUUCACUGCCAUGAUACCUACGGGCAAGCUCUUGCCAACAUCUUGGUAGCGCUUCAGAUGGGUGUGAGCGUGGUUGAUGCGUCCGUCGCUGGCCUUGGAGGCUGCCCCUAUGCCCGAGGAGCUUCAGGAAACGUUGCUACAGAGGACUUGGUGUACAUGCUGAACGGCCUGGGGAUCCACACGGGUGUGGAUCUGCAGAAGUUGAUGGACACGGGCACGUUUAUUUGCAAUGCUCUCAACAGACGAACCAAUUCCAAAGUGUCCCAGGCGUGUUGCAGACUGUGACGCUGAAUCGAGUUUCUCCUUGGAUCAAGAAGAAAGCGAGGAUCCAGUGUUGGCUGGGUUUCCCUCUAUCUCGCUGCCUCUGAUCUUCAGUGCUCCUUCCAGGCCCAGCGCUUGAAAGGAAAAGUAUAAUCCACCAGAAUCUGUGAAGAAAUGAAAAAAAAAAAAAAAUACUGUCAUCGUAUUGCCAAAACCAGCACAAC
This is a messenger RNA of Phalacrocorax carbo (great cormorant), 1228 nucleotides long. The record is from RefSeq and is a predicted model, not a curated record. NCBI's taxonomy places the organism in Eukaryota, Metazoa, Chordata, Aves, Suliformes, Phalacrocoracidae.